Symbiodinium natans is the source of this 861-nucleotide messenger RNA. The record is from the annotation of a GenBank genome assembly. Lineage: Eukaryota; Dinophyceae; Suessiales; Symbiodiniaceae.
AUGGUUGCUGGCAAGUUCAUGGCGGUCAAGAAGGCUGGCGGAUGUCCCCUGUUUCGAGUCCUGAUCGGAAAGGAGAUCAACGGCCUCCUGCAAGAGAUCAACACGCUGAAGCGCCUCAAGCACAAGAGGAUUGUCCGCUAUCAGGGCUGCAUCAGGCAAGACAGUGAGGAGGACCCCGCCCUGCUCAUCUUCCUGGAGUACAUGCCCAGCGGUUCCAUCAAGGGAGUGCUUCAGAAGUUCGGACCUUAUGGCAUCCGCCUCGUGAAGAAGUACACGAGGCAAAUCCUGGAAGGCCUGGACUUUCUCCAUACGGAGAAGAUAGUCCAUCGGGAUGUGAAGGGCGCGAAUAUCCUCAUUGACGCCCAUGGAGAUGCCAAGUUGGCCGAUUUUGGCGCCUCCCAGAACCUCGAGGCUUUGCACACCCUCCACGGCACCUGCAUCACUUCGGGUAUCAAUUCCAUCCACGGAAGCGUUUUCUGGAUGGCGCCCGAGGUGAUGAAGUAUCGCGCUGGUCGAAGAUCGGAUAUUUGGAGCUUAGGCUGUACCGUGAUCGAGAUGAUCACAGCUGAGGCACCAUGGCCGAACCUUCGGGAGCGCCAUCUACCAGUCACGGAGAUGCUGCGGCACAUCGUGGACAGCGACGAGAUCCCGCCGCUUCCGGACAAGAUCCAUCCGGACUGCCGCAGCUUCCUGGAGCGGACCCUGAACCGGGACCACACCCGGCGGCCCUAUGCCGACAAGCUGUUGGGCCACCGUUUCGUUGUGGAGGUAACUACUCCGGCAGCCACCCCGGGAGGUUCAGCAGUUGCAGCCUCGCCGGUCUCCGUUGCCUCGACAAUUGAAGCUGUGGCGAGCCCCUGA